GAUUCAGCCUCCGAUCGUAUGUCAUUUUUCUCAUUUGUUGGUGGCAAAGACCUCUGUUUCAAGGGCAUCACCCGUUCAAUAUGCUCUCCAUUCUGUCGCUCGCGACUAUUUGCGCCUCAUGGGCCUCGGUCGCUACCGCUCUGCCGAAGAUCCCUUUGGCUCCGGGGAUAUCUUCUGAUGAUGUCAAACAGGGAUCGGGCUUUUUUACGCAAUUGCUUGAUCAUGAUCAUCCUGAAUUGGGAACGUUUUCUCAGCGCUGGUGGUGGAAUGACCAGUAUUGGAAGGGCCCUGGAUCACCGAUCGUAGUAUUCCAGCCUGGCGAAGGAGAUGCUUCUGGGUACACGGGGUACCUGAGCAAUAAAACAUUGAGCGGCCUUUAUGCCCAGGAAAUGGGUGGUGCUGUUCUCAUUCUUGAACACCGGUACUAUGGCGAAUCUUCUCCUGUUCAGGAAUUGACCCCAAAGACCAUGCAACACCUUACUUUUAAGAAUGCGCUCGCCGAUACCGUCAAUUUUGCAAAGAAUGUCCAACUACCCUUUGACAACACAACUGGAAGCUCACCGGAUAAUGCUCCUUGGAUUCUUGUUGGUGGUUCAUACAGUGGUGCUCAAGCUGGCUGGACUGCAGCAACCUUACCGGGCACUUUCUGGGCUUACCAUGCCUCCAGUGCGCCUGUCGAGGCGAUCUGGGAUUAUUGGCAAUACUUUGUUCCUAUCCAGGAGCGUCUGCCCAAAAACUGCAGUACCGAUUUAGUCAACGUCGUUAAACACAUCGACAGUGUUCUUUUGGGAUCUGAUGAGAAUGCUAAACAGAGCCUUAAGAGCCUGUUUCAGCUAGGUGAUCUGCGUGACGAUGACUUUGCUGAAGCUAUUGUUGCUGGACCUUACCUUGGACAAACUACCUCAUGGGGCCCUUCUGUGGAAUUGUACGGCUUCUGUGACUACAUUGAAAACGUAUAUGCGAACCCUCCCGCAAAUGCCAGUGCCUAUGGUGUCGGCGUGAAAAAAGCUCUGGCCGGCUAUGCACAGUGGUGGAACUCUGUCUACUUCCCUGGAUCCUGCACAUCUUACGGGUACUGGACCUCUAACUAUACCACCGAGUGCUACGACUCGUAUAACUCAUCCAACCCACUAUACGCCGACACAAGUCUCAGUAACACCGCUAAUAAGCAGUGGAACUGGCUAUGCUGCAAUGAGCCUUUUGGUGCUUGGCAAGAUGGCGCUCCCAAGGGAGCUAGUUCCAUUGUAUCCCGCCUUGUGACUGCUAACUACUUCCUCCGUACCUGCGGCACAUACUUCCAAACUGAUGACGGAUAUACUUACGCCAGUGCUAAAGGCAGGCGUUCCGGCGCUGUCAAUGCCUGGUCUAAGGGCUGGUUUGGAACAACUGAACGUGUAAUUUGGGCACAAGGGCAAUAUGACCCCUGGCGUGAAGAAACCGUGUCAUCCGACUUCCGUCCUGGCGGUCCUCUAUCAUCAUCCGACCCCAACCCCAUCUUCGUCAUGGAGGAUGCUAGUCAUUGCUACGAUCUGAUUCUCCAAAACGCCCAAAACAAUGCUGGUGUCCAGCAAGUCGUCGACCAGGAAGUUAAGCAGAUGAAGGCUUGGGUUGCCGAAUUCAAGCCUAGUGGAAAUGGCACUUCAACUGCGCGCCACAGACUACGUCAUUUUUAAAAUGGCGUUUGUAAUAAAAUUUAUAAAAUGAUGCAUCUAAAGACUUGAGAUAACGUUCGAUGGAACUCGGCAUAUAAUCCUACAUAGCCAUCAAUUGACAUAGUGCGCACAAUUUAAAAUUCACUUGUUCUUGACUAUCUUAUGUAAUUUUGAAAGUAUAAAUACUCUUGAUAUUGACAACUACCAAGCAUUGACUCCUGAGAUGAGCAAUUAUAUGAUGCCUCCCAUGAAUUAUUAG
This is a messenger RNA of Talaromyces proteolyticus, 1911 nucleotides long. RefSeq names its product putative serine peptidase. NCBI's taxonomy places the organism in Eukaryota, Fungi, Ascomycota, Eurotiomycetes, Eurotiales, Trichocomaceae. The transcript is spliced from 10 exons. Bases 81 to 1673 code for a protein of 530 amino acids. Gene Ontology annotation, molecular function: serine-type exopeptidase activity; dipeptidyl-peptidase activity. Gene Ontology annotation, biological process: proteolysis. The record is from RefSeq and is a predicted model, not a curated record.